Molecule: messenger RNA, 1695 nt
Organism: Rhagoletis zephyria (snowberry fruit fly)
Lineage: Eukaryota; Metazoa; Arthropoda; Insecta; Diptera; Tephritidae
Product: glucosylceramidase-like
Biological process (GO): glucosylceramide catabolic process
Molecular function (GO): glucosylceramidase activity
Source: RefSeq, a predicted model, not a curated record
AUGUACCAGAAUCCAAAAACCUUAAGCAUACCGAAGGCACAAAGUGGUAAACCCUACAUACGCAUGUAUAUGAUUUUGAUCUCAACGCAAGAAAAUACGCCAUGUCAACUGAGAAUGUACAAAAAAGGCUUUGUUUGCGUUUGCAAUGCCACCUAUUGUGACUACUUGGACGAUCCAACACCAAAUAAUGAGAGCGAAUUCGUUGUGGUAUCAACGUCGAAGGCUGGUCUACGCUUUGAAACUACGAGUGGUCUGAUUAAUGCUUCCGAAAGUUUACGCAUUGCAGAUUAUGAUGACCGCAAUGAUACCGCUAAACACGCGUUCUGGGAUACAGUGGCAUUUGAAAAAGCAGCAACUAGAAGCGUAAAAAUAAAAGUUGACCGUGAGAAACGUUUUCAAAAUAUCACCGGCUUUGGCGGCUCAUUUACGGGCUCUGUAAGCUAUCUUCUGGAGAACUUACCACAAGAACUGCAAGAUCACUUAUACAAGUCCUUCUAUUCGCAAAGCGGCAUUGGUUUCAAUUUGAUGCGCACACCAAUCGGUGGUUGUGAUUUUGACUUGGAGCCCUGGGCGUAUAAUGAGCAGCCCGAAAACGAGACCACGCUUAGCAAUUUUACCAAAUUAGAUCCACGCGAAGAGAAACGGAUUGAGCAAAUUAAACACUUGAAGCUGAUUUCGAAUGUGGAAAAUUUGCGAAUUAAGGCUGCCGCUUGGAGUCCACCACGUUGGAUGAAAACCAACAACGCAUGGACCGGAUCGAGUCGCUUGAAAAAGGAGUACUAUCAGACAUGGGCCGAUUAUCAUUUGCGUUGGCUAGAAUUAUGGGAAGAGAAUGGCUUACCACUUUGGGCUAUAUCUACCGGUAAUGAACCAACGAAUGGCGUCUAUCUAAUGUACUUCCUUAGAUUUAUGAGUUUAGGUUGGACACCAAGGAAACAGGCGAUUUGGUUGUCUGAGAACUUUGGUCCAACAAUUCGCUCUAAAUACAAGGAUUUGCUUAUAUUUGGCGUUGAUGAUCAGCGUCAUACCUUAGCGUUUUGGAUGAAAUUUGAAGGCCGCCGUUUCGCCGUUAGUAAUUUACGAUUCAACACAAACGACACUAACAUCAAUACAAAAACUUCCUUAAACAUCAGUAGUGAAGAUCUUAAAAGUUCUGCAGUGGUUGUCGACAGUCGUCAAACGUUUGCCCAGCUUUUGAUUGAUGCAGGCGAGCGUUUCUCAUCCAGAUUUCCCUCAAAUCGUCCCCUAAAGUUGCGAGUGAAUAGGUCAGUGGAAUACCAAAAAAUUACUGGUUUUGGUGGCGCUUUCACGGGAACUGUAUCCCAUUUACUGGGAUUAUUGGAACCGAAUUUGCAGGAUCACAUUUAUAAAUCUUAUUACCAUCAGGACGGUAUUGGUUUCAAUCUACUACGUACUCCCAUUGGUGGUUGUGAUUUUGAUCUUGCACCUUGGGCUUAUAACGAAGAACCUCAAAAUGAUCCAGCACUAUCGAAUUUUACGAAAUUGGAUCCUCGUGAUGAAGUCAAGGUAGAACAAUUACAGCGAUUGAAACAAGUUUCUAGCUUAAAGAGUUUAAAAAUUAUGGCUUUGACAUGGAGUUCACCCACUUGGAUGAAAUCAAAUGGAAAAUGGACUGGUUUAGGAUUACUGAAGACCGAAUACUAUCAAGCCUGGGCUGACUACCAUUUAAGCUAA